Molecule: messenger RNA, 522 nt
Organism: Amaranthus tricolor (Joseph's coat)
Lineage: Eukaryota; Viridiplantae; Streptophyta; Magnoliopsida; Caryophyllales; Amaranthaceae
Exons: 1
Coding region: 114-389 (91 amino acids)
Source: RefSeq, a predicted model, not a curated record
GGUAUCAUAAACUCUUCUGCCUUCUCUUCCCCCUUUUUUCUUUCUUAGUGAUAAAGAUAAACCUUUUUUUUCUCCUCUCCACUUUAAGUCAUCAACCAAACAAGAACAAGAAAAUGGGUUUAUUAUGGUGGAAGAACAAGACGCCUGAGCCAAAACCGGAAGAAAAAUCCAAACCCGGAGAAUCACCGGAAGGUAUGAAUGGAGCUAUGGAGGUUAAACGUCCUCCUCCGACGGAUGUUACAGUUUUCGAGUUCGGGUCGGUGGGAGCUUCAGCAGAUAAGGUCACACUUGCUGGGUAUUGCCCCGUUUCCGAUGAACUGGAGCCUUGUCGUUGGGAAAUUAUCUCCACUAAUGAUUCUACUGCUCCUCAAUUCCGGGUUAUUUUCUAAUAAUUGGGCUCUACCCCUUAUUUUAAUUGAAAUGGAUAUUGUAGACUGUAGUUGAUCUUGUGUUGGAUAUUAUAAUUGUUUGAUGACGGAAAUAUGAGACAAAUUUGGAAUACAAGAUUUGGGAUUGUGAUGA